Messenger RNA from Hydatigera taeniaeformis, 3267 nucleotides. NCBI's taxonomy places the organism in Eukaryota, Metazoa, Platyhelminthes, Cestoda, Cyclophyllidea, Taeniidae. The record is from the annotation of a GenBank genome assembly.
AUGAAUAGCCAAAAUCACGGAGAGGAAAAUGCUGAUAGUCGAGGCGAGGAUUUGAAUGAGGAUGCGGUGAAGGCUGCCUCAAUUGACAACAAUGCCAACACUUGUACUCCAAGCAGUGGACAAGUCUGUGGCAACAUUGAUGCUGAAAGUGUGAAACGAACUGUGGCACAAUUGAAAACAAGUGUGAGUGAAAUCUCUCGUGUUAUAUGCAAUCAAGCGUCAACCGGUGAGGGGAGAAUUUUAAAGGAGAUUAAAGAUAUAAAAAUGCAAUUGUGUGAAAUACGUCGACAAUUAAAACGCCAAAAUAAUGAAGAUGAGGAAACAGAAGGUGAAGGUGCAAAUGAAACUAGUGCGGAGACGACUGAUACCAAUUUGGUUGGUAAUCCUACUUUGAGAAACAUUCAAGAAACGCUGAAGACACUUCAAUGCAAACUCGAUGCAAUUUCAUUGAAUGAGAUUAAUGAAACGCUGACUGCAGUGUUGGCUGAUGUGGACAAACUUUUGAGUUCACAAGACGACGGUGAAUGUAAGGUUAGUGAGGGUUGUACAGAAGAAGAUCGCUUAAAAUCGACAACUCAGUUGAACAAGGCUGUGGCAUGCCUUCAAAAACAAAUAAAAUGCAUUAAAUGUGAUGCAGUCAUUGAAGGCUGCGAUCUUGAAUCCAACCUACGUUCCAUGUUGACAAUAUUGAAUGAAGUGAUUACAACAAAUCGUCCAGACUCAAAUAAGUUAGGCAAACUUAAUAAGACGCUGAAGUUGUUGACGUGUGAAUUGAGUAGACAGGGUGGAAAAGGGGCUCAACUUGCUAAUGAGAUUGUUGAAUUGCAAAAUUCCAUGCAAAACAAUGAGGCGACAAAUGGCAAUUCCAACAACUCCGAUCACUGCUGUGCUGAUUUGUCGGAGACUGCACAGAUGGCUCACGUACUUGAACAACUUCAAAGUAUCAUUCAAUGCAGUCAACCAGACAUUGAAUUUCCAGACUGUGGAUUAGAGGCAAAUAUUUCAUUCCUGAUGGACAAAUUGGUGGAAAUUCUUCAAUCCGAUGAGUGUGAAUCCAAACCAUCAGAAAGGGUGACCCAAUUGGUGGCGUGUCUUGAAAGUGAAGUGUGCAAACAGUGUCCAUGUGAAUGCGAGAUUUUGGAGAAGAUUCACGCAGUUCAACGAAUGCUCACUCCACUGGAUCAGUGCUGUUCCAACAAAUUUGACAUUUACCAAACCAAUGUUAAUCAAUGCGGUGCUUCACUACAACCGACACCUGAAUUGUGCAACAUUGCAAAGCAACUGCAAAAUAUCAUCAAAUGUCUCAAACCGGAUGCCCAAUUUCCCUCUGGUGACUUACAUUCCACCAUAAUGUCCUUGUUGGAGAUGCUGAAGUCGAUCAUUCAGUGCGGCGAAUCGAGUGCAUCGGAGAGGAUAAUAACUAUUUUGAAGUGCCUGGAAAGGGAACUUUACAAACAAUGCGAAGCUGCUGCAGCACUUCUGGCCAAGGUGCGAGAGAUUCAACAACUACUAAACAGAGGAAAUGGUUGUGGAGGCUCCAAUCAACAACGCAAUAUCUUCCAAUGUGGUAGCGAUCAGUGCGGUAACGAUCAGUGUGGCAAUGACCAAGGUGGCAAUGAUCCAUGUGGUGCAUCUCUAAAGCCAACUCGUCUUCUAACCUCAAAAGUUCGGGAGAUUCGACAGUUGCUGAAUGGUGGAAUGAGUAGUGGAGCCUCAAAUCGACAAGCCGAGGCCAAUCAAUGCGGUGCCUCUCUGCAACCGACACCAGAGCUAUGCAACAUCUUAAAACAAUUACAAAAUCUCAUCAAAUGUCUCAAACCAGAUGCACAAUUCAGUGGUCGUGAUCUACAAUCGGCGAUUAUCUGCAUGCUACAAGUCCUGAAGACGAUCAUUCAAUCCGGCUGUGUGGAUCCUAGCGCAUUGGAGAGAAUAGGAAGUUUACUCAAGUGUUUGGAAAGUGAACUACUUAAACAAUGCGAAGCUGCAUCAGCUAUUCUUCCAAAGGUGCGUGAGAUUCAACAACUACUAAACAGAGGAAAUGGCUGUGAAGGCUCCAGUCAACAACGCAAUGCCUUCCAAUACGGUAAUGAUCAAUGCGGCACGUCCAUAAAGCCAUCGCGUCUUCUGACAUGUUUGAUUAAGCAUAUUCAAAAUGUCAUUCAUUGUGUGAAACCCGAUUUACAAGUUCCAAGCAGUGACUUGGAGUCAACUCUCCUGUUCCUGCUUAAUCAGUUGAAGGAAAUUAUUCAAUCAGGUUGUGUCAAUCCCAAAGCCCUGGAGAAGGUUCCAAAGAUGAUGCAAUGCUUGGAAACUGAGUUGCUUAAUCAAGGACAAAGCAACUCACCAAUUAUGGCUAAAACUCGUGAGAUUCGACAACUGUUGAGUGGAGGAUUGAGUGGUGGAUCCUCGAACAGGCAAGCGGACUUCAAUCAAUGCAGUGCCUCACUAAAGACGACACCUGAAUUGUGUAAAAUAAUAAAUCAUUUGCAAAACAUCAUCAAAUGCCUCAAACCAGACGUUCAAUGCAGUGGUUGUGACUUACAGUCGACAAUUAUGUGUCUGUUGGACAACUUGAAGAUGAUAAUUCAGUCGGGUUGUGUGGAUCCAAGUGCAUUAGAGAAGGUGGGCAGUGUGUUGAGGUGCUUGGAAGGUGAACUCUGCAAACAAUAUGAGGCAGCAUCAAGUCUUCUAGUCAAGGUGCGUGAAAUUCAGCAAAUGCUUAACAGAGGAAAUGGUUGUGGAGGCUCCAGUCAACAACGUUGUGGUGGCGGCGGCGGUUUUUAUGACACCUCCGCACUCAAGGAGACUCCCACUCUGCGUUGUUUGGUAGUAGAACUUCAAAAAAUUAUUCAAUGCCUUAAACCAGACAUUCAUUUUAAGAGCUGUGAUUUGGAGUCCACAUUUUUGUGCUGUUUAAAAAUUUUGCAAGACAUUGUUCCAUACCAAAGUCUCCAAUCCUCGGUUAUGGGAAAGGUGAAGAAGAUUUUGGAUUCGCUUGAAUGCGAGAUGUGUGAUCAAGGCCUGUUCCAGUCAAAUCUCCUAACAGCCAUCAUGGAUGUCAAACAGAUGAUUAGUAAUCAAAAAUCUGCUUUUGAUCCGACAUGUGGAGGUGAAAGUCUGGAAGAUGUUGUCAGUAGGACUGUAAAGACAAUGGAUGAAUGCAUUCGAGAGUUGGAAUAUGUUCUACGUGAUUUUGUGGGUAAUGGAGGAUGUGAACAGAAUGACAGAGGUCCUUGUUUUAGUGGCAAUAAUGACUGUCAUGCAUGA